Engraulis encrasicolus (European anchovy) is the source of this 2461-nucleotide messenger RNA. RefSeq names its product phosphatidylinositol-4-phosphate 5-kinase, type I, gamma b (gene pip5k1cb). The record is from RefSeq and is a predicted model, not a curated record. Gene Ontology annotation, molecular function: 1-phosphatidylinositol-4-phosphate 5-kinase activity. Gene Ontology annotation, biological process: phosphatidylinositol phosphate biosynthetic process. Lineage: Eukaryota; Metazoa; Chordata; Actinopteri; Clupeiformes; Engraulidae. The transcript is spliced from 17 exons. Bases 93 to 2318 code for a protein of 741 amino acids. Gene Ontology annotation, cellular component: plasma membrane.
UUGUAGCUAAUUUACAUCUGCCCAGUCCAGAUGACAGUGCGCAAACAAAUCCCACCUAACCACUGCAACGGGGCCCCUUUCGAUCUGGUUAAAUGGAUGGAGAAGAGCGGCUCUCGGACAGCGUCCAAAGCACCACAUCUGCGGCUCAUGCAUCUGAUGAUACGGAGACCGUCAUAGGCUUCAGCUAUGGGACGGACGGAGCUGAUCCAGAGGUGACCUCUAAAAAGGGCUCUAUAACAGAGAUGCCGUCGUCAUCUUGCCAUCCUGGCUCAGGGCCUGAGAAGAAGAUUGGUCACAGAAGAGUGGACGCCUCCGGGGAGACAACCUACAAGAAGACCACCUCAUCUGCCCUGAAGGGUGCCAUCCAGCUUGGCAUCGGCUACACAGUGGGCAACCUCAGCUCCAAGCCUGAGAGAGAUGUGCUCAUGCAGGAUUUCUAUGUGGUGGAGAGCAUUUUCUUUCCAAGUGAGGGCAGUAAUUUGACCCCGGCGCAUCAUUACCCAGACUUCCGCUUCAAGACCUACGCCCCUGUGGCAUUCCGCUACUUCCGUGAACUCUUUGGCAUUCGGCCUGAUGACUACCUGUACUCGUUGUGCAAUGAGCCCCUGAUUGAGCUCUCCAACCCUGGUGCUAGUGGUUCCAUCUUCUACGUAACCAGGGACGACGAGUUCAUCAUCAAAACAGUCAUGCACAAAGAAGCUGAAUUUCUACAGAAGCUGUUGCCUGGAUACUACAUGAACUUGAACCAGAACCCUCGCACUCUGCUGCCCAAGUUCUUUGGCCUGUACUGCGUGCAGUCAGGCGGGAAGAACAUCCGGAUCGUGGUGAUGAACAACGUUCUGCCUCGUGUGUUCCGCAUGCACCUCAAGUUUGACCUCAAAGGUUCCACCUACAAACGACGGGCCUCGAAAAAGGAGCGGGAGAAAUCCAGACCCACCUUUAAAGAUCUAGACUUCAUGCAGGAGGUUUCGGAUUCACUCAUGCUCGAUACUGACACAUAUAGUGCCCUCACAAAGACCCUGCAGCGGGACUGUUUGGUGCUGGAGAGCUUCAAGAUCAUGGACUACAGCCUGCUGCUGGGGGUGCACAACCUGGACCAGGCGGAGCGGGAGCGGCUGAUGGAGGGCGCCCAGGGCAGCGGCGACGAGAAGAGGCCUGCAGCGCAGCGGGCGCUCUACUCCACCGCCAUGGAGUCCAUCCAGGGAGGCGCCAAAUGUGGAGGAGCCUUUGACACAGAGGACACGAUGGGUGGUAUUCCUGCUGUAAAUGGGAGAGGAGAGAGACUUCUUCUCUUUAUUGGAAUCAUUGACAUUCUGCAGUCAUACAGGCUUGUGAAGAAGCUGGAGCACACCUGGAAAGCACUGGUUCAUGACGGGGAUACUGUGUCAGUCCACAGGCCCAGCUUCUAUGCAGAGCGUUUUCUGAAGUUCAUGAGCAACACGGUUUUCAGGAAGAGUUCUUCUUUGAAGUCCUCUCCCUCCAAGAGGGGACGUGGUCCACUGGCUGUGCCCAAGUACUUGGGUCCUGGAGCGGCUUGGUCAGCCAGCCAGCUUCCCUCUGAGAGAGAUGAGAACAUCUAUGAUCUUAGAGGAGCACGCAGUUUUCCCGCGCUGGAAGAUGAGGGGAAAGACCACCCUUUGCAACCUCCAAUGUUUGAGGAGGCUACCACAGCCUCCAUCGCCACCACCCUGUCCUCCAACACCUCCAAUAUCUCCAUUCCCGAGCGCUCGCCGUCAGACACCACAGAGCACCCCCGCUACAGGAGGCAAACACAGUCACUGAGAGACUCAGAGAGCAGAUCAAAGGAAGUAGUGGACAUUCAUGAAGAAGAUAAUCAGACCAUCACUGUGCAUGUAGAAGUGAAGGGAGAAGUGGCAGAAGAGGUGAUGGCGGAUGUGGCAGAAAAGGAGAAAAUGACAGAAGAGAAGAGAGAAGACGUGAGAGAGGAGAAAGAGGCAGUGAAAGAGGAAAGUAAAGUAGAGACACAGCAGACUGCUGAACCCACGCCACAGUCUUUGGAGAGCAGGGAUGUGGUCGACUGCGAGAUAAGAGAGACGGCCAUUUUGGAGGACGAUCCCUCGCCGCCUGCAGACUGCCCCACUGCAGCCUCUGUGGUUCCUGAAGCCCCGGCCCCUGGCGAGGAGGCUCCACAGAUGGAGCCGCAGGCCUCCUCCGCUGCAGUGACGGUGCACGCUGCGCCCCCCGCCAGGCCGUGGGGGGGAGUGGGGGAGUCGGAUGCAGUGAGCCAGCUGUCUGAGUCAGCCAGCCGUGGCUCGCUGGAGGACGAAGGGGUGCCAAUCUCAGACAUCUACUUUUAAAUCUCUAUGCAGUGCUGGAUGACUAGAGGUGAAACAGAAGGAGCUUGUUUUGCGGGAUGCAGGUUUUGUGUCUACACCUACAGGCAGAAGCAGCCAGGCAGCUCCCGGGGGCUGGCUCUGCAGAGUGGCAUGGGCAUUAUAGG